AUGUCUUCUAAAAGCAAAAAAUACGAAAGUUUGAAUCGUUAUAAACGAUUGCCAAAUACAGGAUCGUCACCUGUAACAAUAGGAAAACCCAUAGAUCCUCAACCAAUUACAUCAUCUCCUACUAAGCAUAGCAUUUUCUCACCUACCAAUUCACCAGUGAAGAGAAAACCAUCUUAUAAGAGACUGAAAGUCAUUGUACAUAGUGAUGAUCUGCAUCUCUUUGAGUCGAAUUCACCCAAAAAACAUGGAAGCUAUUUAGAAAUGUCUUCGCCAGUGAAGGCAAGUAAAGCAUUUGACUUAAUUGAUGUGAAAGCACUUGAAAAAUCAACACCGAGUCCAGAAAAGACGCGUAAGCCUGCGAUGUCCAAGUCAGAUGAAUUUAAAAUUGAAGGCUUAAUUGAAGUCAGUGAUGAUGACGACGAUGAUGAUGGGGGUAAAUCUUCCAAAACAACGGGAUUGUCUUCAUUUGUUGAAAAACUUGAUCCUAAAAACCUUCUUCAUUCAUUGGAAGAACAUAAUAAAGACAAAUAUAAGGACGUACUCCAGAAAUACAAGAGGUAUAAUAUUCCAAAACCAAUUAAAUACAAAUCGAAGUUAUUGGAAAGAGCAGAUAAGCAUAUGAAGGUCAUUAGGAAAAUUCUAGAGCAAAAACAAGAACCUUCUUCGUAUUAUUACCUUGCACGAAAACAAUGUUAUAAAUCCAAGCAUGAAACUAUGUCGGCACAAGAGAAAUGGUCUAUUGAAUGGGAAUCAUAUUUUGGCGGUUAUUACGGUUUUCAACGUCAAUCUAUAAUAGGAAGUUACAUUUUAGAAAAAUAUGAAAACAAGCUACUCAAGUUUAGUAAUGGAAACAAAACAGUGAGUUAUUGGACAGUACCCCAGUUUUCAACCUACGUGCUAGCAAAUGAGAUUAUUAUUCGAAUGAUUAUGGAAGACAUGAAUAUGGAUUUUAAAGAAGCUGAAACAUUUUGUCAGAAGACUACAGAUUACGGGACAAUGGUCGCAGAUGCGAUAGAAGUUGUGAAUGAGGAAUAUCAUGAGAGUGAAUCUGAAACUAAUCCAGAUGAUAGCGAUGUAAUUCUUGUUCCUAGUAAGAAGAGGAAAGUAUAG
Molecule: messenger RNA, 1110 nt
Organism: Candida tropicalis MYA-3404
Lineage: Eukaryota; Fungi; Ascomycota; Pichiomycetes; Serinales; Debaryomycetaceae
Exons: 1
Coding region: 1-1110 (369 amino acids)
Source: RefSeq, a predicted model, not a curated record